Sander lucioperca (pikeperch) is the source of this 2603-nucleotide messenger RNA. RefSeq names its product tubulin, gamma 1 (gene tubg1). Lineage: Eukaryota; Metazoa; Chordata; Actinopteri; Perciformes; Percidae. Gene Ontology annotation, biological process: meiotic spindle organization; mitotic cell cycle; mitotic spindle organization. Gene Ontology annotation, molecular function: GTP binding; structural constituent of cytoskeleton. The coding region runs from base 193 to 1548 and encodes 451 amino acids. The transcript is spliced from 11 exons. Gene Ontology annotation, cellular component: cytoplasm; microtubule; centrosome. The record is from RefSeq and is a predicted model, not a curated record.
GCAACGACUACUAGCCAAUCAGAGGUAGAAAAGGACGGGUCAUGUCUUUACCAUCCUAAAAAACGCAAAUUUGCAAGCGGCAAGGACUAGUGGUGGUGGUAAAGUGGCUUGAGCAGCAGUCUAGCUACAUAUUUCUUGUAUUAUUUAGCUAGCAAAGAGGCUAGCUAAAUAAAGAGCAACUGGAGACUGAACAUGCCGCGGGAAAUCAUAACGCUGCAGCUUGGACAAUGUGGAAAUCAAAUUGGUUUUGAAUUUUGGAAGCAGCUGUGUGCAGAGCAUGGCAUCAGUCCAGAGGGGAUUGUUGAGGAGUUUGCAACUGAAGGGACCGACAGAAAGGAUGUGUUCUUCUAUCAGGCUGACGAUGAGCACUACAUCCCCCGCGCAGUUCUCCUGGAUCUGGAGCCGAGGGUGAUCCACUCCAUCCUCAACUCUCCUUAUGCCAACCUUUACAACCAAGAGAACAUCUACCUCUCUGAGCAUGGUGGAGGCGCUGGGAACAACUGGGCUAGUGGAUAUUCACAGGGCAAAAAAAUCCAAGAAGACAUCUUUGACAUCAUUGAUCGGGAGGCAGAUGGCAGUGACAGUCUGGAGGGAUUUGUCCUGUGUCAUUCCAUUGCUGGGGGGACUGGUUCGGGGCUGGGAUCCUAUCUGCUGGAGAAACUCAAUGACAGAUACCCAAAGAAGCUGGUGCAGACUUACUCUGUUUUCCCAAACCAGGACGAGAUGAGUGAUGUGGUCGUUCAGCCGUACAACUCGCUGCUCACACUGAAGAGGCUCACACAGAAUGCAGACUGCGUGGUGGUGUUGGAUAACACAGCUCUAAAUCGCAUCGCCACAGACAGGCUGCGUAUCCAGAACCCCUCGUUCUCCCAGAUCAAUCAGCUGGUUUCUACCAUCAUGUCUGCAAGCACAACCACCCUGCGUUACCCGGGCUACAUGAACAAUGACCUUAUUGGCCUGAUAGCAUCCCUCAUCCCCACACCCCGCCUCCACUUCCUUAUGACUGGGUACACUCCGCUUACUACUGACCAGUCGGUUGCUAGUGUGAGGAAAACCACAGUGCUGGAUGUGAUGAGGAGGCUUCUGCAACCCAAGAACGUGAUGGUGUCCACAGGAAGAGAGAGACAGCCGAGCCACUGCUACAUUGCCAUCCUUAACAUCAUCCAGGGAGAGGUCGACCCCACACAGGUGCAUAAAAGCCUCCAAAGGAUCAGGGAGCGCAAACUUGCCAGCUUCAUUCCGUGGGGUCCUGCCAGCAUCCAGGUGGCUUUGUCCAGGAAGUCCCCGUACCUGCCCUCGGCCCACCGAGUCAGUGGCCUAAUGAUGGCCAACCACACAAGUAUCUCCUCUCUGUUUGAGCGGACGUGCCGGCAGUAUGACAAACUGCGUAAGCGUGAAGCCUUCCUGGAGCAGUUCCGCAAAGAGGACAUAUUCAAGGAAAACUUUGAUGAGCUGGACAACUCUCGCGAAGUGGUCCAGCAGCUGAUAGACGAGUACAGCGCAGCCACACGGCCUGACUACAUUUCCUGGGGCUCGCAAGAACAGUGAACAGACUUUCUUUUGUCUUCUAUCUCAAUUACAACUCAGUCAACAUACAUGCUUAGCUAGUUUAUUCUAACUCAAUUUAAGUCCCUUCUUCAAAAAUAUUUUCUCCAACAUAUAGGUGUCCCAAAAUAGACAGGUAUUUGGCUAUAGCUGCUUCUCUGAAAAACUAUUUAUUGGCUUGUUAUAGCAUUUCAUAGUAUGUGUCUCAAAAUUGAUAAGAGACUGAGGGAUGACUGUUAACAGCCAAUUUUAUUAUAUUAACCAAAAAGUAAAAUGGACUGGACUGUGUCACAUCCAUGAGAUUCUCAAGCCCAGUUUAAAUAAAACAAUCCUUGCCCAACAGUCCAGUGAAGUGAAAGUAAGAGUACUUUUUUUCCUGCAAGUAUGUGCAGAAAGCAUCAAUAUAUUGUACAAAACAAUCUGUACAUUUCUGUUUAUGGUUGUUUUUAUCCUUUUUUCCUAAACUCAGCUUUCCCGUCUUUGUAGCCUAUUUCUUUCCAGCAAUGUAACCUGUUGCCUUUCUUUGGUCUAUUUUAUACCAUACUUAAGUUUUUGUGCAGUUGAUUUACAGUAAAACGUCCACUGUCUACAAAAUGAUUGCCUUGAAUAAUGGGAAUAGGAUUGCCAGAAUGUGUUGCGUGAUAUUUGAUGUAGGUUUUUUCAUCCUAUACAUUUCUGUCAUGGUUUUAUUGUACCUCUUUGUCUGCUGCUGAUACACUUUGCUCAUUUGUUACCGCUGUACAUGACCAACAAGAAUGUUGAGUGGAAGUUGGGCUUGAGCAAGAAGUGAUGUUAAAAUACCUACCAUACAAACGGCAUCAGUAUUUAACAGCAUUUGUCACAUACGAUAAAGUAACAGUUUGCACAGGUGAACAUGGAGUACAAGGAUGGAUCUCGUGUUAACACUUCAUCUCGGUGCCUGUAAAUAUACUUCAAGGAAUAGCUGUUUUACUGGUAUUCACGGUAUUGUCUAAAAAGAAUAUACUGUUCCAUGUUGCUUUGCGUGUUGGACCUGUUUGAAAGGAUGAAUAAACACAUUUUCUAUUUUCCAUUUGAAA